Colossoma macropomum (tambaqui) is the source of this 945-nucleotide messenger RNA. Its product is annotated as cell wall protein DAN4-like. The transcript has 8 exons. The record is from RefSeq and is a predicted model, not a curated record. Bases 96 to 935 code for a protein of 279 amino acids. Lineage: Eukaryota; Metazoa; Chordata; Actinopteri; Characiformes; Serrasalmidae.
UGAGAGUUAACAUCACAAGGAGAAGAAUAUUAUCAUUGAAAGAAUUCUGGAGAUUCAAAAGUUCCUGUACACAAGAGGAGCGAAUCACCGCAGAGAUGAUGUCAGCCUUUAUGUUUUGGCUGUUGUGCUUCAUUGUAUGUUUAGGUGAAGCCCCCCCAGACACAAAUCAAACUCCAGCUGAAGAUCCCUCCACCAAGAACCAGCCUCCAGUGACUCCCAACUUUACUACACAGUCCACAAGUUCCAGUAAGACCACCACAGUUACAAAACCCACCAGUUCAGCCUCCAGUGAAACUGCUCUUUCUAUCACACCUUCAUUGACUCCCAACUUUACUACACAGUCCAUCAGUUCCAGCGAGACCGCCACAGUGACAGAGCCCACCAGUUCAGCCUCCAGUGGAACUACUCUCUCUAACACACUUUCAUUGACUCCCCCCCUUACUACACAGUCCACCAGUUCCUGCGGGUGGAGUGACCAAUCGUCCACCAGUCCACCAGUGAUGAAGACCACCACAGUUAUGCAACCCACCAGUUCAGCCUCUCGUGGAACUACUCUUUCUAAUACUUCAUAUAAUCUGACCUACAUUGAUGAUCCAAAAACGUGGAUUGCAGCACUACAAUACUGUCAGAAUCAUCACAAGACUUUAGUGCACAUUGUAAACUCCACAGUGCAGGAAUUCGUCACACAGAUGCUGCAGAAUAAGAUCUAUCCAAAUGGCGUGUGGAUUGGGCUUGAGAGGAACAUGCUGUUCAUGUGUGCCCCAUGGAUGUGGACUGGUGGACCCUAUGUGAACUAUUCUGAAUGGCAUUCUAGCUUUCCAGUGGACCCCACCAGUCAAUACUGUGGCAAACUGGUUAACAAUGGAAGCAAAUGGCUGGAUGCUUGUUGCAGUGAGGAGCUCCCUUUCAUCUGUCAGCUCAGUUUGAACACUUAAACACCUCUUU